AACAUCGCCCUGUCCAGGCGCCAAGACACUGCUGCCCUUGGCGUGGGAGUCAGUGGAAGAAAUGGUUCACGAGGCGAUUGCUAAGAAUCGACAGGCUUUCUCUAACAUGCUGCAGUCAUACGACCGCAGAGACACGGGAACAAUUGCUCGGAACAAUUUCAAGAAAGUCAUGCGCAUAUUCUGCCCAUUUUUAGCAAAUGAACACUUAAUAAAACUCUGCUGUAAAUUUCAAGACACGACUUCAGAAAAAAUCCUUUAUAGGAAGUUUUUGGCAUGCAUCAAAGUUUGUGCCCCCUCCACGGUCUCUCCGAUCCUUACCUCAAAGGAUCAGCCAUGUGAACGUUUUCAAAAAGAACAGCAGCAGCCGGCACUCUCCGAGAGAACCGAGCCCACCAGUGACGGGACUGCCACAGCCAAGAACAUGAGCAUAGAUGAAGUCAUUGAAAAACUCAAAAGUUGCGUCCGGCGGCAGGACCCAGCGUUCAGGAAGCGAUUCCUGGCCGUCAGCCAGGGCCUGCACCGGAAGAUCGGCGUGCGCGGCUUCAGGAAGGUACUAGAAGACAGCAGGAUGCCCAUGGAUGAGACCCAGUACUUGCUCCUGGCUACGAAAAUUGGCUAUAAGAAGGAGGGAAUGAGCUACCUGGACUUCGUAGAGAGAUUCGAAGACACUAAAACAAGUGGGCCGGCUGCAACGCCACCCCAGACUCCGAUUUCUUCAAAAAAUUACUUGAACAACCACUUUAUAACUGCUGAAGAAUGCCUGAAACUUUUCCCCAAGAGACUGAAGGAGCUGUUCCGGGACCCCUACUCUGCCUUCUUUAAAAUAGACACUGACAGGGAUGGCAUAAUCAACAUGCGUGAUCUUCACAGAUUGCUUCAGCGGCUACUCUUCAACCUGAAAGAUGAGGAGUUUGAGCGCCUCCUUGGCCUUCUUGGCUUGAGACUUAGCGUCACUUUAAACUUCCGGGAAUUUCAAAAUCUGUGUGAGAAGGGGCCCCCCCAGAUGGAUGAUGCUCCCCAAAGACUCAUUAGACCCAAACAGAAAGUUGCGGAUUCAGAGUUGGCCUGUGAGCAGGCUCAUCAGUAUCUUGUCAUCAAAGCGAAAAACAGAUGGGCGGACUUGUCCAAGAAUUUCAUAGAAACCGACUCCAAGGGCAAUGGCAUUCUUCGACGACGGGAUAUAAAGAACGCUCUGUAUGGCUUUGACAUCCCCCUCACACCAAGAGAAUUUGAGAAGCUUUGGCAAAGCUACGACACCGAGGGACGAGGGCACAUUACUUACCAAGAGUUUUUAGAGAAACUGGGUAUUAACUACUCCCCAGCGGUCCACCGGCCCUAUGCAGAAGAUUACUUCAAUUUCCUGGGCCACUUCACGAAGCCCCAGCAGAUGCAAGAGGAGAUCCAGGAGCUGCAGCAGAGCACAGAGCGGGCCAGGCCGGCUAGGGAUCAGCUGGUGGAGCACUUCCAAGACAUCAGCAAAGCACUCGGCACGCUGGAUACGUCGCAGUCCGGCUCCGUGUCCCUCUCCAAGAUGCAGCAAGUGUUGCAGGAGUGCAGCUGUCCCCUGAAGGAGGAGGAGCUCACCGAUCUUCUGAACAGUUUGGGAAUCAUCUGCCAUGAUAACACCAUCAAUUACCUUGACUUCUUGAGAGCGCUGGAAAACAGCAAGGCAGCUAGACCUCAGCCCAAAGAGAAGGAAGAAGCCAUGCCAACCAACUUCUCCACGCUGAGCCUGGAGGCGGUGGUGAGGCACAUCCAGGAGGUGGUCAGCACCGCCCAGCUGGCCCUGGUGCAGGCAUUUUCUGCAUUAGACAAAGAGGACACCGGGUUUGUAAAGGCUACAGAUUUCGGACAAGUCCUCAAGGAUUUCUGCUACAAGCUAACCGACAGCCAGUACCAUUACUUUUUGAGGAAACUAAGAAUUCAUUUAACGCCCUACAUACACUGGAAGUAUUUUCUCGAGAACUUCGGCUGCUUCCUAGAAGAGACCGCUGAUGAGUGGGCUGAGAAAAUGCCCAGAAUCCCUCCCUCCACGUCUCCCAGAGAAGUGGCCAGCAGGGAGCUGCUGGCGUGUCUCCACAAAGCCGUGGGCUCCCACCACCAUGCCUUUGCCCAGGAGUUCGAGAACUUUGACACCAACAAAACCAACACGGUCUCCAGAGACGAGUUCAGGGCCAUCUGCACCCGCCACCUGCAGAUCCUGACUGACGAGCAGUUUGACAGGCUCUGGAGUGAGAUGCCCGUCAGCACCAAGGGGAGGCUGAAAUACCAGGAGUUCCUGAGCAGGUUCAGCGUGGAGCAGGCAGCCACGCCGCCGGCCACAGGAGACUCGACCCAGGCCCAGAAGGGAAGCAGCAUCCCCGAGGUCUCAGAAGAAACCAGGCCUGCUGGCUCCUCGCCCAUGCGGGAUCCGAGGGCAGGGCUGAAGUCACGGAGUCACCCCUGCACCCCAGCGGGCACCCCGCUGCUGCAGAACUGUGAGCCCAUCGAGAGCCGGCUGCGGAAGCAGAUCCAGGGCUGCUGGCGGGAGCUGCUGAAGGACUGCAAAGACAAGGACACGGGGAGACUGGGGACUGUCCCUGCAGCCGAGUUCCUGGCUCUCGUGGAGAAGUUCCACCUGGAGGUAAGCAAGGAGGAAGGCCAGCAGCUCCUCACGAAGUACGACCUGAAGGACAACGGCACCUUCGCCUACUGCGACUUCAUCCAGAGCUGUGUGCUCCUGCUCAAGGCCAAGGAGACCUCGCUGAUGCAGCGCAUGAGGAUCCAGAAUGCGCACAAGAUGAAAGAAGCUGGUGCUGAGACAUCCUCCUUUUACGCGGCUCUACUGCGCAUCCAGCCCAAGAUCCUGCACUGCUGGAGGCCCAUGCGGCGCAUGUUCAAAGCCUACGACGAGGGCGGGACGGGGUUUCUGACUGCGGAUGACUUCAGGAAGGUGCUGAGGCAGUUCAGCAUCAACCUCUCCGAGGAGGAGUUCUUCCACCUGCUCGAGUACUACGACAAGACGCUGUCCUCCAAGGUCUCCUACAACGACUUCCUCCGGGCCUUCCUGCAAUAGGCACUGCUGCAGUGCACCCCAAAGACAGACCAGGCCGCGUCUGUCUCUGCAGCUAACAAGAGCAUAGAACCGAGGGGUCUGGUGGAUGUCCCGGUGCAUCUGCAGAUAGAACACCAGCUCAGCCUGUGAGUCUGGACGCCUCUUUCCACUG
Molecule: messenger RNA, 3206 nt
Organism: Octodon degus (degu)
Lineage: Eukaryota; Metazoa; Chordata; Mammalia; Rodentia; Octodontidae
Gene: Efcab6
Product: EF-hand calcium binding domain 6
Exons: 19
Coding region: 62-3055 (997 amino acids)
Cellular component (GO): nucleoplasm
Molecular function (GO): calcium ion binding
Source: RefSeq, a predicted model, not a curated record